AUGUCGAACGCGAUAGAGGAUCCCCGGGUCAGGGCGGCCAUUGAGCACUACCUGUUAGAUCUGGAGAACACCCAGCCGAAGAAUACGAAGCGAAAUUAUCGUCCCAAGCAGGAAGAAUGGAAGGAGUGGUGUCAAGCCAACUGGCCUGCGAUCCCGGACGUUUGGCCGGCCUCGGUACCACAGGGCCAACAGCUACCGGGAGACCUGGUCGAUGAAGGAAAGCUCUUGCUCUUCAUGAAGGAGGUAGUGGCAUCACGUCCUCCAAAGAAAGGAAAGAGGGUCGCCGAUGAAAGAAAACGACACCUCGAGGCUCAGGAAGCCAAGAGGGCCGUGAAAGACGCAGAGCACCAUCAGAUACCAUCGUUAAAAGGCGGAAAGGUUUCCGUCUUCCAAAGAAGCGAAGACUGGUAUGAAACGAAGGUGCUCCGCCGAUCGGCGAAGGAGCCUCAAGCUCCGUUGUCGGGCCAGACUGCCCGAGAAUGGACGUCCAGGUUCUACAAGAAGGCCGGCAUCAAGGUCUCCAAGGUCAGCCACGCGCCUAGAGUGGCGGCGACGCAAAACGCCGACAUGGCCGGAGUGGAUGAAGGCCAGAUCCGCCGAGCCGGUCGUUGGAAUAACGGAGACCAAAUGACCGGCUGCUAUCUGACUUCCUGCCUUUCGAAUUCAUGA
This is a messenger RNA of Hirsutella rhossiliensis, 669 nucleotides long. RefSeq names its product centromere DNA-binding protein complex CBF3 subunit. Gene Ontology annotation, molecular function: DNA binding. Lineage: Eukaryota; Fungi; Ascomycota; Sordariomycetes; Hypocreales; Ophiocordycipitaceae. The transcript has 6 exons. Bases 1 to 669 code for a protein of 222 amino acids. The record is from RefSeq and is a predicted model, not a curated record.